AUGACGUUGCCUUCAUCUGUAGCUGCCCCCACGGAGACGACAAAGCUGGAGGACAGGUACUGGGAUUGGAACGGAUACAAGAUCCGAUAUCAGGCAGCGGGCGAGACUCAGAGUGACGCGCCAUCUCUUGUCCUCAUCCAUGGAUUCGGCGGCAAUGCCGAUCACUGGAGGAAGAACACGCCCGUGCUGGCGAACGCUGGGUUCCGAGUCUUCGCUAUCGACCUGAUCGGCUACGGAUACUCCGACAAGCCCGACCCCAAGUCAAUGUCGGCGAGCGGAUACAACUUCUACACGUGGGCGGACCAGGUCAGAGCUUUCAUCGACGAGGUGGUCAAAGACAAGUCCUUCCUUAUCUGCAACAGCAUCGGGUCCUGCGUGGGGCUGCAAGCAGCUGUUGACUACCCGGAGAAGGUAGAGGGUGUCAUGAUCCUGGACCCAAGUCUCAGGCUGCUGAACAUCAAGAGGCAGAAUCCGCUGAGUGCGCCGCUAGUGACUGCCUUCCAGGCUCUCUUGAGAGAAACGCCAGUAGGAGAGGCUUUCUUCGGUGUCGUCGCAACCGAAAACACGGUUAGGAACGUCCUCCGACAAGCGUAUCAUGACAGCUCAACAGUCACCGACGAGCUUGUUCAGGUCAUCCUCAACCCCGGCAAGACUCCGAAUGCUCCCCGCGUCUUCCUAGACUUCAUCUCCUACAGCGCGGGACCACUCCCUGAAGAACUGCUCUGCGCGCUCUCCUCCGACGAAUUCAAGGUCCCCGUCUCGAUCCUCUGGGGUACCAAGGACCCAUGGGAGCCAGUGGAGCAGGGGAGGAUCUUCCAGGCAGGCAGGUUCGCGUGCGUGGAGGAAUUCGUUGAGCUGCCGGGGACGGGACAUUGUCCUCAGGAUGAGGCGCCACAGCUGGUCAACCCCAGGGUGAUCGACUUCGUGACGAGACACUGGAAGCAGUGA
Guillardia theta CCMP2712 is the source of this 948-nucleotide messenger RNA. RefSeq lists its product as hypothetical. Gene Ontology annotation, molecular function: catalytic activity. The record is from RefSeq and is a predicted model, not a curated record. NCBI's taxonomy places the organism in Eukaryota, Cryptophyceae, Pyrenomonadales, Geminigeraceae. The transcript is spliced from 13 exons. Bases 1 to 948 code for a protein of 315 amino acids.